AUGCCGCCACCACACCUGCAUCCGCGGUCGCGCAUGACCUCGUCCCUCUUCGCGACCACCGUCCUCGCGAGCUUCUUGGUCGUCGCACUCCCGCACGUCCUGCCGUGUCCCGCUCCCGCGCGAAGGGUCUACUACGCCGACGACGGCGGGGAGGAGGAAGGGGGCAUGUCGAGGGCGAGGGCGAGGGCGAGGGCGAGGAGGACCAGGGCGGUCCGCGACGAGGCCGAGGGCGGCGGGAGCGAGUCCCCCCUGGACCAGGACGGGGCGGCGGGGAUUGGGGUCGUGGAGUUCCGGCCGGGGACCGGCGAGGAUGAGGAGAGCAGCAGGGGAAGGAGAGCGAAGGGGCGAGGGCGGGGGCGGGAGUGUCCGGUUCCGAAACCGGGCGGGAUGCUGGGCGAGUGGCUGGGGUUCAAUGGGAACGCGGGGAGAGAGGCGGGAGAGAAGAGGCGGCCGGAUAGGUGA
This is a messenger RNA of Thermothelomyces thermophilus ATCC 42464, 462 nucleotides long. RefSeq lists its product as uncharacterized. Bases 1 to 462 code for a protein of 153 amino acids. Gene Ontology annotation, biological process: mitochondrial respiratory chain complex IV assembly. The transcript has a single exon. The record is from RefSeq and is a predicted model, not a curated record. Gene Ontology annotation, cellular component: mitochondrial matrix. Lineage: Eukaryota; Fungi; Ascomycota; Sordariomycetes; Sordariales; Chaetomiaceae.